Molecule: messenger RNA, 2124 nt
Organism: Patiria miniata (bat star)
Lineage: Eukaryota; Metazoa; Echinodermata; Asteroidea; Valvatida; Asterinidae
Exons: 1
Coding region: 1-2124 (707 amino acids)
Molecular function (GO): nucleic acid binding; zinc ion binding
Source: RefSeq, a predicted model, not a curated record
AUGGCAUCGAUUCCACCGCCUCCAUUCUUCCUCGUAACUCCGGGAACUCCGCCCGUUCCGUGGACUCAGUGGCGAGGUAUGUUUGAAACUUACACUGUUGCAUCAGCUGCAAAUACGUAUCCUGCCGUACGUAAACGUGCGUUGUUACUGCACUGCCUUGGCACUGAAGGUCAGCGUGUUUUCCAUACGCUUCCACAAGAGAAUGCAGGGGAAAAUGAAGAUGAAUUUGAUUCUGCUCUCCGGGUGCUUGACAGACAUUUCAAACCCAAACUGAACGUGGUUGCUGAAAGAUACAGAUUUCGCAGACGUUCACAGUUGCCAGGGGAAUCCGUUGAUGAUUACAUCCGAGAGCUACGUGCCUUAGCAUCAUCGUGUAACUUUGGUAACAUGACAGAUGAGCUGAUCAGGGAUCAAUUUAUUGAGCGCACAUACUCUACUCAGAUUCGAGAGCGCCUACUGCUUGAACCAGAUUUGACACUUACUGAUGCAAUUACAAUUUCGCGUCAAGUCGAGUCGGCAUUGCGUGAAUCCAAGAUCAUCGGGGAGAAUUCUAGCCAUACUCCAGAGGCAGAUGUACAUGCAGUUACACACCGAAAACCCCGACAGCAAAAUCGCAAACCACGCAAGCAUCGCAACACUACAGAGCACCCUCCGCAACAAUCGAGACCAGCACCGCUGCAGUCACAGAUUUGCUACCGCUGUGGUGAACAAUCGCACAAAGCAAAUGAUCCAAACUGCAAAGCCAAGUACGCUACAUGCUCUAAAUGUGGAAAAAUAGGGCAUUACGCACGUGUUUGCCGGUCUGGACAGAGAUUUCAAUCUACACGCAAUCAGGUUCAGGGAGUGUUCACCAGUGAUAAUCCCGUUGCACCUCAUCCAGACUAUCAAGACUCCAACGUCUUGACCAUUCAGCACAUUGCACAUGCUGAUAGUGUCAAAUGCUCCGUACUCCUUGGCCAAUCCGUGCAACUCGCGAUGACUGUUGAUACUAGCGCUGCCGUGUCAAUAAUUCCUGCAUCCACAUUCGGAAAGUUCUUCGCACGUGAGGCAUUGCAACCUUCAACAGCUAAACUCACUACUUACCUGCACGAACCGAUUACAGUACUGGGUACAUUCCACACCACUGUUCGUCUUGCGAGUAAUCCUGAGCGUUGUGUUCCUGCGCACAUUUUCGUUGUACAGUCUGGCAUCGCUAUCAUGGGACUAGACUUGAUCCGACGCCUGGAUAUUACAAUCACAGGUGGUAAGGUCAUGCUCGUGAAUGGGAACGACUCGAAACCCUCAUCGUCAACUCCUCCAGCUCCGACUGCAACUACUCCAUCCGACCAAACUUCAAUGGACAUGCGCAAACAAUACCCCGAGCUCUUCAAUAGGAAAGUUGGACUUGCAACAAACUACGUACACAAAGUCAAAGUACGCCCAUCCGUCCCUCCAAUGCAGCAAAAACUCAGAAAUUUGCCAUUCUCGAUACGCGACGAAGUCGCAAAUGAACUGAAACGUCUCGAAGACGCAGACAUCAUUGAGCGUAUCGACGCCAGUGAAUGGGUGUCACCACUGGUGGUCGCAUACAAGAAAUCCGGAAAGGUGAGACUUUGUGUGGAUCUCCGCGAAGUCAACAAAGCGGUCAUUGUUGAUAAGUAUCCACUUCCAAACAUUCAAGAACUACUAGGGGAACUCCAUGGAGCCAGUGUUUUCAGCUCCCUUGACAUGAAUUCCGCGUACCAUCAACUACUACUACAUGAAGAUUCGCGUGAUCUCACAGCCUUCAUUACACAUGUUGGUUUGUUCCGCUUCAAGCGCGUCUGUUUUGGAUUGGCAUCUGCACCGUCGGCUUUCCAAAAACUCAUGUCGUGUGCUCUAAGUGGUCUUGCUGGAGUACAAUGUUACCUUGACGACAUUGUCAUCUUUGGUCGCGAUCAAAAGGACCAUGAUGCCAAUCUCUCCGCAGUGCUGAACCGCCUUACAGAACUAGGUGUCACGCUGAACUAUGACAAAUGCCACUUCAAUUUGUCAAACCUCCGCUUCUUGGGCCAUACCGUUUUGUCCGAAGGCCUUACUCCAGAUCCAACACACGUAGAGGCUCUACUAAAUGCUCCAAAACCUACCGAUCCAUCUACACUCUGA